GAGGAGAGCGGCGCCCAGGAGAGCCCCGCUGCUGCCCAUCCAACCCGCCCCCCCCCUUUUUUUUUUCUCCCCAGCCCAGCAUGGCUUCGGGGGACCUUUACGAGGUUGAAAGGAUUGUAGACAAAAGGAAGAAUAAAAAGGGCAAAUGGGAAUAUCUUAUACGGUGGAAAGGUUAUGGAAGCAAUGAAGACACAUGGGAACCAGAGCAUCACUUAUUGCACUGUGAGGAAUUCAUUGAUGAAUUCAAUGGACUGCACGUCACGAGGGAAAAGCGAGCUAAACACGGGAAACAAGCCAACGUGCCCAAAUUUUUACGUGAAAGCCGGGGGUCAUCUCUGGACAAAAUAACCCACAGACCCUCAGACUCUGGGAAAAGCAAAGGACUCUCCCAUAAAAGGAAGCGCAUGACUUCCACCUUUCAGAAGCCAAAAAAAAGCUAUGGAGCGAAAGCUGCCUCUUCCAACGACAGAGCUGCUAAAACCGUAUCAUACCGGACUACGCCCAGUGGCUUGCAAAUCAUGCCUCUGAAAAAGCCACACAACGGCUUGCAGAAUGGAGAUGCCACUUUUGAGAAGGAUUCUGCUCACUUGGGAAAUGGCUCUCAAAAGGCCAACGAGGAUCUGAAUGAACCUGAAGGAGAAGCCAAUUUGCCCGGCAUUCUCGAAGAGAACAACGAGGCGCCCAUCAUGAAUGGUAUCAGUUCCUCUCUUGCAAAUGGAGGCCUGACUCUUCAUACCACUGUGAAACGGAAACUGGAGAGUGAAAAGGGUUACGUCUUCGAUAAGAGACUCAGGUACAGCGUGCGUCAGAAUGAAAGCAACUGUCGGUUUAGAGACAUUGUUGUACGCAAAGAAGAUGGAUUCACACACAUCCUCCUGUCCAGUCAGACCUCAGAUAACAAUGCACUGACUCCAGAGAUUAUGAAGGAGGUCCGAAGAGCUCUUUGCAAUGCAUCCGCUGAUGAUAGCAAGCUCCUGUUACUCAGUGCCGUAGGCAGUGUGUUUUGUAGCGGCUUGGACUAUUCUUACCUGAUUGGAAGGUUAUCCAGCGACCGAAGGAAAGAAAGCACCCGGAUCGCUGAGGCUAUAAGGGAUUUUGUGAAAGCCUUUAUUCAGUUUAAGAAGCCCAUUGUGGUUGCCAUCAAUGGCCCUGCUCUUGGCUUGGGAGCGUCAAUUUUACCACUCUGCGACAUUGUGUGGGCAAGUGAAAAGGCCUGGUUCCAAACACCCUACGCAACCAUUCGGCUCACUCCUGCAGGCUGUUCGUCGUACACAUUUCCACAGAUAUUGGGUGUGGCUCUGGCCAAUGAGAUGUUGUUUUGUGGAAGGAAGCUGACAGCGCAAGAGGCUUGCAGCAGAGGACUCGUCUCACAAGUCUUUUGGCCCACCACAUUUGGGCAAGAAGUGAUGCUGAGGGUAAAAGAAAUGGCGUCCUGCAGUGCUGUGGUUUUAGAAGAAUCGAAAUGCCUGGUUCGGAGUUUUCUAAAAUCUGGCCUUGAAGAUGUAAAUGAGAAAGAAUGUCAGAUGUUAAAGCAGCUCUGGAGCUCUUCCAAAGGACUAGAUUCAUUGUUCAGCUAUCUCCAAGACAAGAUCUAUGAAGUUUGACAUUGCUGAAGGAAAAAAAAAGAAUGUUCUGGGAUCAAAGAGAUUUCAGAUGUCUCUGGGUUUGAGAAGAAUCAUAUGAAAGCCAAAACCAAGAUCCAGCAAAUCCUCCUGGAGGCGUAUCUAACAUCUCUGAGGUUGCAUCGGUUUCCUUGUUGUGUUCAACAAUUCUUCCUAGCAGGAUUGAUUUUUCUUUGUGGAAGGAAAGAAAGAGUUGCAUUUGGCAAGAGUUGCAUUUGAACACCCAUGUGGCUGGAAAGAAACAUACAUUCCAUGUGCCAGAAGCGCUAGACACACCACAAAUCUUACUCCUUUGGUCUUCUUUUUUUAUUAUUAUUAUUAAUUAAUUAACUUAUUCCCAUUUGCUAUAAGCAGUUUGUCAUGGCAUCAGUCCUUAUGACUCUGUUUAGAAUUCAGCUGUUUAUCUGGCCCGCUUUAAGAUGUCCAUAUUUUUGGUUUGUUCCACCAUUAACAAUCGAAGACGUGGUAUGUGGGGGAUAUCAUUUAUAAUGGCUGAUGGAUAAAAAAAUAAUAAUGUUGCAAAAAAACGAGGAAGAAGAACUUUCAAAAUAUCCUACCUGGAUUGGAUCGCUUUCCCCUUUUGGUUCAAUUUAUUUAAUUAAUUUAUUUAUGUUUGUGUGUCUCUGUGAUAUGGAUAUGAAUAUAUGGGGGGGGGGAGUGUGAGUGUGUAUGUGUAUGCAUGUAUAUGUAUAUGUGUG
Molecule: messenger RNA, 2320 nt
Organism: Pseudonaja textilis
Lineage: Eukaryota; Metazoa; Chordata; Lepidosauria; Squamata; Elapidae
Gene: CDYL2
Product: chromodomain Y like 2
Cellular component (GO): nucleus
Molecular function (GO): transcription corepressor activity
Source: RefSeq, a predicted model, not a curated record